UGAGCCUGCAGUCCGCAGCGAUACCCUGUUACACCUCCUGGUCUCCAGGAAAACAUUGUCACAUGUGCAUGUCACAGCGCCAGCGCCAGUUUGAAACAUUCCGCGGGUUACAUUUAUUUGCUUUUUAAAAAAACAUUUUCAGUUCCGAGCAGAGCUUGUACUGCAAUUGUCUUGAUAUUUGAAACAAAUACGAUAAUUAAUAUGGUGGAAGGACCAGGUUGCACCUUAAACGGAGAGAAAAUUCGCGCCAAAGUGAAAAAAGGACAGAAAGUGAAAGAGAUUAGAAAAGGCACAUUGUCAACUUCAGUGGUGCAGAAUGACCCAAAAGGUUCCCAGCGAGGUUCAUUUCACAUUUUCACAGGAUGCCAGUUCACGGGAGUGGAGACUCUCGGCAAAGAGCUGUUCAUGUACUUUGGUCAAAAAGCAUUAAGAGUACAUUUUGGAAUGAAUGGCUCUAUGCGUAUCAACCCAUCUGAGAGAAAGGACAGAAGUGGCGCACCACCCAUUUUGGAGAUCCAGUUGACUAAUGACGUUGUGUUCUUUUUCGAUUCAACUGUAGAUAUCAGGCUCACAGCUGAGUGUGAACAGAAGAUUAGGUGUAUGGAGGACUUGGAUGUUUGCUCUCCUAAAUUCAGUUUCUCCAGAGCAGAAGAUGAGGUUAGAAAGCAAAGAGGUCGUAUGCUGUGUGAUGUGCUGCUAGAUCAGGCAGUCUUACCAGGUGUGGGGAACAUCAUCAAAAAUGAAGCCCUUUUUGACAGUGGCCUGCAUCCUGCUGUCAAAGUUGGCCAUUUGACAGAUGACCAGAUCCACCAUCUUGUGAAAAUGACCCGAGAUUUUACCAUUCUUUUUUACAAGUGCCGUAAGACUGGUUGUGCACUCUAUAAACAUUAUAAAGUAUACAAGCGCCCUAACUGUGGUCAGUGCAGUGGACAAAUCACUGUGUGUCGACUUGGGGAGAAUGGCAGAAUGACCUACUUUUGUUCUUGCUGCCAAAAGGAAAACCCAUGCCAGGUUAAUGUUGGCAAACUUCCAGUCAGAAAUAGUUUAAUAGCUUGGGCUUAUGGAGCAGGUACUCAGUCUAAGGAUCAAGUGGCCAAAAAGGAGGAGGAAGAAUGGACUUGUGCACUCUGCACUUUGAUAAACAAGCCCACUGCUAAAUCAUGCAAUGCAUGUUUGACGUCAAGACCAGAAAUUCCCAAAGUGGAGAUGUCUGAGGAGCCAUCUGCCUUCACUAGAGACCUGAUCAGAUUCCCCUGCAAUGCCUUUACCAAGUCAGAAGUGGAUCUUAAAGUUAAGAGAAAGGCUGCAUUUGGAACCUCUACACUUAUCUUUACAGAUCUGAGCUGUAAAUCUGCCCCUUCACAAAGUACUUCUUCAGUUAACAAUGUUUUAACUUCAUCUUUUGGGUCUUCCAUCACAGAUAGCAGCUUCAAUAAGCAUAACUUUAAUCAAAGGAAGACCAGUUCUAAUUAUUCAAACUCUAGGAAAAAGAGCUUGGAAGUGUCUGACAAGGACAAAUCUGAUUUAUACCAUCAGCCACAAAAGAAAAUGAAAACUGAUCAUAAUUCAUUUUCUAUUACUAAAGGGCAUUCUGGCAAUCACAAUUCUACACUCAGUGAGCCUCGUGUUAACAUGACAGAUGGAACAGCUCUGUUAAGUCAUGGAAGUCCAUGCUGCGCUACACAUAAUCGCCCCAGUAUUCUAAGGGUUGUGAAGAAGGAUGGAGAAAACAAAGGGAGACAAUUCUAUGCUUGUUCUUUACCCAGAGAAACCCAAUGUGAAUUUUUCAUGUGGGCUGAUUCACACUUCCCCACCUGUAAUCAUGCAAAACGAUGCCUCAUGAGAACAGUUCUGAAGAUUGGCCCAAAUAAUGGACGAAAUUUUUAUGUCUGCCCUUUAGGAAAGAACAAACAAUGUGACUUUUUUCAGUGGGCAGAAAAUGGUCCAGGAAUCAAGAUAAUCCCUGGAUGCUAAAAACGCUGUUAACUGAAACAGAAAAACAUGGAAAUAGCUUUGAAUUGUUUCUCCUGAGCUUGCUCAGUGAUGGGUAUUGCAUUUUAAAUACAAGAUGAUUUUUCAAUUACAGUACUACUUCACCAAUUCAAAUAAUAAUUAAAAGAUAGAAGUGCCAUUUUGGUUUCAUUUCAUAGUCUUUGUUUUUAUUGAAAUUAGCAAUGCUGAAUAGAAUUAUAUUAUUUACAUAGUAUUAUAAAAACAGAUUUGUUUUCUUUUGAAUAAAUAAGUGGUUCUGUUUAGGCAUAAUUUCAUUUUGAUUGUCCCAAUGCUGUUUUAGUCCAAAUGAUUAUUUUAGAUAUAAACUCUUCUUGUAAAUGUAUAAAUUCUGUUUAGUGAUCAGGUAUUCUGUAUGUUUGUGCAUCAUGUUGUAAUUGUAUUGUGUUCUAACUGCUACAUGGAAAACUGAUGUCGUUGGAAAAACUUGUGUUUGGCUGCUUGGAAUAUCUUGAUUAGUGUGAUGUAUCAUGUUCUUUAAAUAAAUAGUUUAUUUAAAUUUA
This is a messenger RNA of Acipenser ruthenus (sterlet), 2513 nucleotides long. RefSeq names its product nei-like DNA glycosylase 3 (gene neil3). The record is from RefSeq and is a predicted model, not a curated record. Gene Ontology annotation, biological process: base-excision repair. Bases 202 to 1974 code for a protein of 590 amino acids. Gene Ontology annotation, cellular component: nucleus. The transcript is spliced from 10 exons. NCBI's taxonomy places the organism in Eukaryota, Metazoa, Chordata, Actinopteri, Acipenseriformes, Acipenseridae. Gene Ontology annotation, molecular function: damaged DNA binding; DNA N-glycosylase activity; zinc ion binding.